Messenger RNA from Penicilliopsis zonata CBS 506.65, 710 nucleotides. RefSeq lists its product as hypothetical. NCBI's taxonomy places the organism in Eukaryota, Fungi, Ascomycota, Eurotiomycetes, Eurotiales, Aspergillaceae. Bases 41 to 487 code for a protein of 148 amino acids. The transcript has 3 exons. The record is from RefSeq and is a predicted model, not a curated record.
CUUUUAUUCUAAUCAAAGUACUUGGAAUAAUAUACUAGUCAUGUCUGCUCAACCUGUUGAUGGAAGGAUUUACUGCCUGCACACCAUAGUCCUCGGCAAUAAUGGUGUUGUGGACGUGACAGCCGCUGAGCCAGAAGGCGAUAUCAUUCUUAGGCAUGAGAGAGACGCUCCGACGCAGCAGUGGGAGGCACACAAGAUCAAUGCAGAGGAAUGGUCAUUUCGAGACCGCACAGGCAAUUAUCUUGCUGCUCCAAGCGCUGGCGCUAAUAACCAGCUGAGAGGGGCCGUCUGCAGUGAUCCAGGCCUGGACCCAAUGCUUCGAUGGCGACUGAACAGAGUCGGUUCUACAUUUGAGAUCCUCAAUGCGGCAUAUCCAGAUAUGGCCAUGGAUCUCUCCAAUGCUCGACCUGCAGAUGGAACGCCUAUCUUGCUUAAUAGGGAGCGAAAAGGUAGUGUCAACCAGCAGUGGCUAUUCAAAGCUUUGUAAGGGGUUCAGUGAGUUCAUGAUUUGGCACAGACAAAAUAAGCACUACUGCAUACUUAAUAUAAAAGGGAAAGCUCCAAUUGAUGCUCAAAAAUGACUACAUCAGGAUUUGGUCUGUGCUUUGAAAAGUGAUUUCCCUGGUUAUUCCUAUGUCAAUGUUGACACCAGUAUGACUAGUGAGAAGUGUUCCUCCUAAUUCUUCCAAUAUUUAUAAUAUACAAAACCC